CUCAAUAAUACACAUCGCCUUGACAUGGAAUUCAGAGAUAAUUACUCCGCAAUUGCCGAGGCGAAUAAGCAGCGAAGAAAGCUGCAGAAUCGGAAGAACCAGAGAGCCCGUCGACAACGAAUUAAGGGUAAAGACUUUGGGAUAGAUCAAGUGUCGAGUUCAUUUGAGGUCAGACGCUGGCGCGUUGAUGAAGUUGAUGAUGGCUGUUCCCAAGACACAGAUACAGACUCAACUGCCGUGUCCAUAAACUACCAUCCGUCUUGCACACUACCCUCCACUACCAAGAGCGUCAUUGCCGUUCAAGCACCAUCAUCCACAGAUCAACCCGGUCAAGUCACGACCCUAGAAUCAGCCCCCCAGCCCAUCAACGUCAACUUCCCCCUCCCCUCCGACCAGCUCCUCCACCUCAUUCAGUUCAACGUCUACCGCGCCUUCAUCUCCAUCAAACGCACUAUCAAUACAAUAUCACUAGACCCAACAACCUGUCCCGUCUUUGGCCCCUGCUUGGACGACACAACCCGCUACCCCCCAAAUCCCAAUAUCCCUUCCUCUCUCGCCCCUACUAUACUACAACAAACUCAAUACCAUUUCCCCUGGAUCAACAUCAUGCCGUUCGCCCGCCUCCGCGACAAUCUUAUCCGACGCGAAGGCCGCUUCGACAAUUUCGAAUUAUGGCGGGAUCUCGUUGGCGAUCUUAUGAGCUAUACAGCAGCUCCUUGGCAGCGAGGAACACCGUUUAGCUUCUCUGCCAGUACCCCCGAGACGGAACAGUCACGGGGGUUCAUGUUGGAGAAUUACAUAGAUACGGACGAACUUACGGCCGGACGCAAUGGACUCAUUAUUUGGGGUGAGCCGCACGACAUGCAGAGUUGGGAGGCUACACCUGGCUUUCUUACUAAGUGGUCAUGGGCGGUCGAGGGGUGUGAAGAGCUGGUUCAAGUUAGUAAUCGUUGGAGGAUAAGAAGAGGGGCGGAGCCUAUGCGUCUGCCGACGUCGGUAUUGGGGACAAAUGCCUAAUAAUGACUUAAUACUUUGUAAAUUUGAAGAAGAGUAAAAUAAAAUAAAACACAGCUAAUUACUUAUAAAUCUAGUCACCCCA
This is a messenger RNA of Fusarium oxysporum Fo47, 1099 nucleotides long. RefSeq lists its product as uncharacterized. Lineage: Eukaryota; Fungi; Ascomycota; Sordariomycetes; Hypocreales; Nectriaceae. The transcript has 2 exons. The record is from RefSeq and is a predicted model, not a curated record. Bases 25 to 1017 code for a protein of 330 amino acids.